GGUGAUCAAGAUCAUAAAAAGAAGGAGGUAAAUAAAAAGAGAGCGAAUCCAAGAAGAAAGAAAAGAAAAGAAAAAGAAAGAGGUAGAAACUCUUUUCAAAGGUGCUUGAUACAAGUACUCAGAGAGACACACCCACCUCUGCCCCAAAUUGCUUUUUCUCUGCUUUAUACAACCGGUAGACCCAUGGAAGAUAGAGCCACGCACCAACUUACAACAACAAAGUUUUCUCAAAUAUACCCACCGGUUCUCUCUUUUCUCUCCCCACCCCCUUGCGAUCCAUAACGCAAACCCGAAUCCAAAACACUACCAGAAAACCAAAAAGGAAAAAAACAAACCCAAAAAAAUAAAAAAGCAAAAAAUAAAUCUCUCCCUCUCUCUCUCUCUCUUCUCUGUGAGUGUGCUUUGGGGACUGUAAGUGCAAGCUUGCUCGCAACUCUCAAAGCUGAAAAAAUAUUUGCUGUAUUCUGCUUAUUACCCACUACCCAAAAAACCAAAACACAUGCUCUCCUAUUCUCUCUACCUCUUUUCAUCAUCACCCCCACUUCCACCACCACCACCAUCACCAACAACAACUAAGUUUUAUUCUUCCUCUUCUUCUUCCUCUGUUUCUUCUUUGGUUUCUCUCUGUUUUGAAAAGUUGAAAUCUUUUUGAUAUAUUUUUUUCUUUCUGUUAUACAAAAGAAAAACCAAAAAAAGAAAAAAGAAAAUGAUCACAUUAUCAGAUUUCUACCAUGUUAUGACAGCAAUGGUUCCACUGUACGUGGCCAUGAUACUAGCUUAUGGUUCAGUGAAAUGGUGGAAAAUCUUCACCCCUGAUCAAUGCUCUGGAAUCAAUCGUUUCGUAGCACUCUUCGCCGUCCCACUUCUUUCGUUCCAUUUCAUCUCCACCAACGAUCCUUACACCAUGAACUUCCGCUUCAUAGCUGCAGACACGCUUCAAAAACUCAUAGUCCUUGCUGUUCUCGCGGUUUGGACAAAAUUGAGCAAAAGGGGUUGUUUGGAAUGGACGAUCACUCUGUUCUCACUUUCCACUCUGCCAAACACUCUGGUCAUGGGUAUUCCUCUGCUGAAAGGAAUGUACGGAGAAUUCUCUGGUAGCUUAAUGGUUCAGAUUGUCGUCCUCCAAUGUAUCAUUUGGUACACUUUGAUGCUCUUCAUGUUCGAAUACAGAGGAGCUAGAAUGCUAAUCUCUGAGCAAUUUCCUGAUACAGCCGGUUCGAUUGUCUCAAUCCAUGUGGAUUCUGAUAUCAUGUCUUUGGAUGGUCGGCAGCCAUUGGAGACCGAAGCUGAGAUCAAAGAAGAUGGGAAACUCCAUGUCACGGUUAGAAAAUCAAACGCGUCGAGAUCGGAUAUCUAUUCGAGAAGGUCUCAGGGAUUGUCUUCCACUACACCACGACCUUCGAAUCUGACUAAUGCAGAGAUUUACUCUCUGCAGUCUUCUCGGAAUCCGACUCCGAGAGGUUCGAGCUUUAACCACACCGAUUUCUAUUCGAUGAUGGCCGGCGGGAGGAACUCAAACUUCGGUGCUUCUGAUGUCUAUGGCCUCUCGGCUUCGAGGGGUCCGACUCCAAGACCUUCUAAUUACGAUGAAGAUGGAGCAGUAGGUGGGAAACAGAGGUUUCACUAUGGUGGUGGUGGGAAUAUGACGACGCCGGCUGCGACGGCGACUCAUUACCCGGCUCCUAACCCAGGAAUGUUUUCUCCGACAGGGUCGAAAAACCCAUCUGCCAUUAAUGCCAAUAGUGGUAAUGUUGGUAAUGCCAAUGCUAAAAAGCAAGCUAAUGGACAAGCUCAACAGCAGAAAACGGAGGAGGGUUCAAGGGACCUCCAUAUGUUUGUUUGGAGUUCAAGUGCUUCCCCUGUUUCUGACGUUUUUGGUAGCCAUGAAUAUGGUGGUCAUGAUCAGAAAGAUGUUAGAUUGGCUGUGUCUCCUGGAAAAGUGGAGGGUCAUAGAGAGAAUCAUCAUCAAGAGGAAUACUUGGAGAGAGAUGAUUUUAGCUUUGGGAAUAGAGGAGGAUUAGACAGAGAGAUGAACAAUAACAACAACAACCAUGAAGGAGGUGAAAAAUUGGGUGCUGAUGGAAAACCAAAAACUAUGCCUCCAACAAGUGUUAUGACUAGGCUUAUUCUCAUCAUGGUUUGGAGGAAACUCAUCAGAAACCCAAACACUUAUUCAAGCUUAAUUGGUCUAACUUGGUCCUUGGUUUCUUUCAGGUGGCAUGUAGAAAUGCCUGCCAUAAUCGCAAAGUCCAUUUCCAUUCUGUCUGAUGCAGGACUUGGCAUGGCCAUGUUCAGUCUGGGUCUGUUUAUGGCUUUGCAACCGAGGAUCAUAGCAUGUGGAAAUUCCGUAGCAGCUUUUGCAAUGGCUGUGAGAUUCCUUACAGGUCCAGCUGUUAUGGCAGCGGCUUCCAUUGCUGUUGGUCUUAGAGGAGUUCUCUUACACGUUGCCAUUGUCCAGGCAGCUCUACCUCAAGGAAUUGUCCCCUUUGUCUUUGCUAAGGAAUACAACGUACACCCUGAUAUUCUUAGCACAGCUGUUAUAUUUGGCAUGCUAAUUGCCUUGCCCAUAACACUUGUCUACUACAUUUUGAUGGGGCUAUGAAGAAGCGGAAAAAAUAUCACUCUGGCUUUGGCAUCCAUGGGAGCUCAUUUGGGAGCUAUUUUUGCCAGCCUUAAGAAGAAAAGCAACUAGGAGUUCAAAAUCCAAAAGGAGAAAAAAAAAAAAAAAUUGAGAAAUAGGACCUUGGGGGGAGGGAGAGAGUGAAUCUUUCUUAUGAAUUUGUCUUUUGCUAGUAAAAUUGUAAAAUCAUGUUUGUAGUGCAUUAAUUUAUAAAAAGAAUGUUUUUCUCUAGUUAA
This is a messenger RNA of Ziziphus jujuba (common jujube), 2856 nucleotides long. Its product is annotated as probable auxin efflux carrier component 1c. Gene Ontology annotation, biological process: auxin export across the plasma membrane; auxin polar transport. The record is from RefSeq and is a predicted model, not a curated record. Gene Ontology annotation, molecular function: auxin efflux transmembrane transporter activity. Gene Ontology annotation, cellular component: endoplasmic reticulum; plasma membrane. Bases 707 to 2602 code for a protein of 631 amino acids. NCBI's taxonomy places the organism in Eukaryota, Viridiplantae, Streptophyta, Magnoliopsida, Rosales, Rhamnaceae. The transcript has 6 exons.